AUGUCUGCCUCCGGAGUCUCUACUCCACCUUCUAAGGUGGUCUCGAUCGAGUCACCUACGAAAACCUCCAGUCUACCACCAGUAAGUACAGGCCAACUCCCUCUUAUUUUUGGUCACAUCGCCAAGGAUUUCCAGUUUACCGAUCCCCCUGGCUGGAACUCGAGUCCAUCAAAUCCUCUUUACCAUAAAGAGUGGAUAGGCGCCGACUCCGAAGGUCAAAUCAUUGCUCGAUCCUACGGUCUGCAACCAGGACAGCCGGUUAUGGAAGAUAUCAACGGGUGGCACACAAUUUUCCUGUCGGGCAAUACGUUCUAUCUCUGGGGGCGGAUGGGCGACGAAGUUCAAGAAUUUGUGCCUCGAGACAUCCGUGAGAUCGCUUCUUCGAUGUCCCAGUCGGGACUUCAGGAACUAGCCAGAAAGCCUCUUAUUUGA
Molecule: messenger RNA, 432 nt
Organism: Penicillium cataractarum
Lineage: Eukaryota; Fungi; Ascomycota; Eurotiomycetes; Eurotiales; Aspergillaceae
Exons: 1
Coding region: 1-432 (143 amino acids)
Source: RefSeq, a predicted model, not a curated record